CUUAGUUUUCUAGCUCUUUAUUACAUUCUUAUAGAAUUAGCAACUGGAACAUCCUUAGCUGCUCUUCUUGGAGAACCCGCAUUCUGGUUCUGUUCAUUACUGCAGAAUAUGAAGCAAAAGAUAACCAUUGAGGCGAACAUUUGGUGUGACAAAUGUCGGUCCAAGGCCAUGAAAAUAGCUGUUGUAGAAGAUGGUGUUAAAUCAGUGGCUUUCAAGGAGGCAAGGAGUGACCAAAUAGAGAUAAUCGGAGACGAUGUUGAUGCAGCGGGAUUGACCAGAUUGCUGAGGAAGAAGCUCGGCUAUGCAAACUUAUUGAGCCUGGAAGAAAUAACCGAAAAGAAAACUAGCCAAGAUGCGCAAAACACUAAUAGUUAUAGUCCAAUUAGGGGAAGAAGAUGUUGUCAUCACCAUGAGAUGGAAUUGCACAUCUAUGAUCCACCAUCAGGGGGUUGCACUAUUAUGUGACGAUAUAAAUAUAUAGCUAUAUAUAUCGUCACAUAAUGUAACGUUAUUAUUAUUGCCCUUUUUGGGGGAUUCAUCGGUUUGUUCUCUCUCUGACUCAACGUCUUUAUCGUAUGAGCGAGGCAUUCCCUUGUGGGAUAGCUUAGUUAUAUCACUAGUAAAUGUGAUCGAUCAAUACUAUUAAUACCUCUUAACUAUAAACUUGAAAAUACGUACGUGCUCACUGGAGAAUCUAGCUAGUUAAUUAGUAGUACUUUUGUGUGUAGUGUUUACUGUGUUUUGAAGCUUGUAGCGAUUACAGUUACUGGAUAUGUAUGUGUUUUGUAUUUUAUGAUCCUUGGGAGACUUAGAAAAGCACCUCCCUUGUUAGGGUCUCUUUCGAGUUCUUCAAGAAGUGAAGUUGAAAUCCAUUUGAUUAUCAUGAUU
This is a messenger RNA of Rosa rugosa (rugosa rose), 888 nucleotides long. Its product is annotated as heavy metal-associated isoprenylated plant protein 47-like. The record is from RefSeq and is a predicted model, not a curated record. The transcript has 3 exons. Bases 109 to 465 code for a protein of 118 amino acids. NCBI's taxonomy places the organism in Eukaryota, Viridiplantae, Streptophyta, Magnoliopsida, Rosales, Rosaceae.